Saccharomyces paradoxus is the source of this 1497-nucleotide messenger RNA. RefSeq names its product mRNA-binding protein NAB2 (gene NAB2). Gene Ontology annotation, biological process: regulation of mRNA stability. The transcript has a single exon. Gene Ontology annotation, molecular function: zinc ion binding; poly(A) binding. The coding region runs from base 1 to 1497 and encodes 498 amino acids. Gene Ontology annotation, cellular component: cytoplasm; nucleus. The record is from RefSeq and is a predicted model, not a curated record. NCBI's taxonomy places the organism in Eukaryota, Fungi, Ascomycota, Saccharomycetes, Saccharomycetales, Saccharomycetaceae.
AUGUCUCAAGAACAGUACACAGAAAGCUUGAAGGUUAUUGUCGCCGAAAAACUGGCCGGUAUACCCAACUUUAACGAAGAUAUCAAGUACGUUGCGGAGUACAUUGUUUUGUUAAUCGUUAAUGGUGGUACUGUUGAAUCCGUUGUGGAUGAACUGGCGACUCUGUUUGACAGUGUUUCUAGAGAUACACUUGCAAAUGUUGUUCAAACAGCCUUUUUCGCUCUAGAAGCCCUACAACAAGGAGAAAGUGCUGAGAAUAUUGUAUCCAAAAUUAGAAUGAUGAAUGCGCAGAGCUUGGGGCAAUCGGACAUUGCGCAACAGCAACAGCAACAGCAACUACAGCAACAGCAGCAACAGCAACAGCAACCUCAACUUCAACCCGAACAGCAACCUCAACAACCACCACCACAGCAAGCAACACAGAAUUCGAUGCAGAUAGACACUCAUGCCGCUCCGUCCCCAAUAUCAGCUUUCUCUGGUAUUGUGAACGCCGCAGCUCCACCACAAUUUGCGCCUGUUGAUAACAGCCAAAGGUUUACUCAACGUGGUGGAGGCGCCGUUGGAAAGAACCGCAGAGGUGGUCGCGGUGGGAACCGUGGAGGACGCAAUGGUAAUUCUACACGUUUUAAUCCGUUGGCAAAAGCACUUGGGAUGGCGGGUGAAAGUAAUAUGAAUUUUGUUCCAACCAAGAAAGAAGGGCGUUGUAGGUUGUUUCCUCACUGUCCCCUGGGUAGAUCAUGCCCACAUGCGCACCCAACUAAAGUAUGCAAUGAAUACCCAAACUGUCCGAAGCCUCCGGGAACUUGUGAGUUUUUACAUCCAAAUGAAGACGAAGAAUUAAUGAAAGAAAUGGAAAGAACCCGUGAAGAAUUCCAAAAAAGAAAAGCUGAUUUAUUGGCUGCAAGGAGGAAACCGGUUCAAACCGGUAUCGUUUUGUGUAAAUUUGGGGCUCUAUGCUCUAAUCCAUCAUGCCCAUUUGGUCAUCCAACGCCAGCAAAUGAAGAUGCCAAAGUCAUUGAUUUAAUGUGGUGUGAUAAAAAUUUAACAUGCGAUAAUCCUGAAUGUAGGAAAGCCCAUUCUUCAUUAUCUAAGAUCAAGGAAGUAAAACCUAUAAGCCAAAAGAAAGCAGCCCCUCCUCCAGUCGAAAAAUCUUUGGAACAAUGCAAAUUCGGUACGCAUUGUACUAAUAAACGUUGUAAAUAUAGACAUGCUCGUUCUCAUAUUAUGUGCCGUGAAGGCGCCAACUGUACUAGAAUUGAUUGUUUGUUUGGUCACCCAAUUAAUGAAGAUUGUAGAUUUGGUGUCGACUGCAAAAACAUUUAUUGUUUAUUCAGGCAUCCUCCAGGGAGAGUGCUUCCGGAAAAGAAGACUGCUGCACCCAAUGCAAAUGGUCCUACCAAUGAAAGACCAUUUGCGUUGCCAGAGAACGCGAACAUUGAAAAUGCUCCUUCGCAAGCCAGUUUCCCCCCCCAAGAACAAGAUACGGAGAUGAAUUAA